AGAAAUAAUAAUAGAAGAGAAGGAGGAGGAGGAGAAGAAGAAGAAGAUUCAUAAUCAGCACAAGAAGAAGAAGAAGAAGAAGACCAGAGAAGAAGUAGAAGAAAAGAAUGGAAGAUAGAGAAACCGUGUUGUUAAUUGAAAGUUUAAUACAACCAUAUUCAAUACCACAGUGUAGAAUUUGUCAUGAAGAAGAGGAACUUGGCUGUUCUAAGAAAUUAGAAGCUCCCUGUGCUUGUUCGGGUACUUGCAAGUAUGCUCAUAGGGAAUGCAUACAGAGAUGGUGUGAUGAGAAGGGUAAUAUCAUCUGUGAAAUUUGUCUCCAGAAAUUUCAACCAGGGUAUACAGCACCACCACAACCAGCUAAACCAAAUGAUAUAGCGGUGACAAUAAGAGAUAGUUUGGAAGUACCAAUUCAAAACCAACCGUUACAUAACCCUGGAUUAAUGGCAAUCGUGGCGGUUGAUAAUGAAUUAUCCGGGUGUUCGUCAAUUGCUGAAAGAAGUGCUAGCUGUUUUCGGUUUAUAGCUAUAACUUUCACGUUUCUUUUGCUUGCGAGGCAUCUUCUUGCUGUCCUCACCAGCGAAACAGAUGAUUACGCAUUUACUCUUGUGACAGUACUAAUAUUGAGAGCUUGUGGAAUUCUGAUCCCACUUUAUAUAAUGGUUCGUGUAAUUGAAUCGGUCCAGAACAGAUUGCAAGAACUGCACCAAGAUGAUGACGAGGAAUGCAAUGAAACCACCUCAAUCAGAGAAAGAGAUGUUGAAGAAAACGGAACUCAAAAUCCGGUAGUCCAAAUACAAUCGUGAUGUUUUUCAAUUUUCUUUUACCUCAAGAAGCACUUUCCCUUGUGCUUACCCUUUUUUUUUUCUUUUGCAAUAUAAAACUUAAAACCCAUACCAUAAAAGUAUAGCCUCUUUCUUCCCUACCCACUUAAAUGAGGUCACACAUUUGACAUUUCAUUCCAUACCGAUGAAACGCUGGUCAUCAUUUCAAUGUGAUUUUCUCAAGUGUUCAGUUUGAGCGAGCCAGUUGUAAUUAACACGAGCGAAAGGCGAAACAGCUCAUCAUUGAACUGCCAUAAUGGGGGGAUGAACUUUGUUUCCAUGAAGAAUGGAAUUCAAGGCUGUACUGUCAUGAUGUAUAUGAAUACUGUCGUAUAUUUGUAAUACAAAGAAAGUGCUAAUGAAGCUAUGGCCUGAUGGUGUUACCAUACUUUUUGUUUACUUUCUUUCUUUUGUUUUCUUUUGUUUUGUUUAACGUCAAAGGAAUCCAAGUUUAUAACAA
Messenger RNA from Papaver somniferum (opium poppy), 1284 nucleotides. RefSeq lists its product as uncharacterized. Gene Ontology annotation, molecular function: zinc ion binding; ubiquitin-protein transferase activity. Lineage: Eukaryota; Viridiplantae; Streptophyta; Magnoliopsida; Ranunculales; Papaveraceae. Gene Ontology annotation, cellular component: membrane. Gene Ontology annotation, biological process: protein ubiquitination. The transcript is spliced from 7 exons. The record is from RefSeq and is a predicted model, not a curated record. Bases 108 to 806 code for a protein of 232 amino acids.